AUGGGGGAGGCGCUGACAGAUGCAUGUGGCCCCAGUGUUCGCUUCGUUUUCCGAGGCCUGGAAGACUCGCUCCACAGCGCAGCGGCAGAUUUGGACGUCGCCCUGCCGAGUCUGCUGCGCCUCCGUGUCCGCUGCAGCGCUGCUCCUCGGUCUGCCCCCCUGGCCAGCCGCACGGCGGCGGGCGCAUGCGAUGCGAAGACCGGGCCCGAGGCUUCACGGUCCGAAGGCACUGAACUCGGCAUCGCUCGGGCGCGUGCAUUUUUUCUCGGCGAGGACCAUCGACGAUCACAUCCUGGAUCAUCGAGCAACAAAAUAUGUUGUGUCGGCGGCUAG
Prorocentrum cordatum is the source of this 333-nucleotide messenger RNA. The record is from the annotation of a GenBank genome assembly. Lineage: Eukaryota; Dinophyceae; Prorocentrales; Prorocentraceae.